UGAGAAAACUUACGUUUCUCAAGAAUGUUUGCUGAGUCUCUGAUUAGUUUCUCUCAGUUGAUCGCAGAAACCUUCAUUAUCGUCUCCCUCUCCGUCUUCUCUCUCCGUCUCUUCCUUAGACUUGCAUCCUUCCUCGUGAGCCGCCCUUGGCGCCGUUACCGUACAUUCACCGUUCGCCGCCGCCGAAGAUGGAGGAAGAAAACGGCGGAACCGUACUGUCCCAUUUGUCUCCAAGACGCAGCGGAGGGAGAGAAGAUGAGGCGGUUAACGGCGUGCGGCCAUUGUUUCCACGCCGAGUGCAUCGAUCCGUGGCUGGAGAAACGGUCCACGUGUCCUCAGUGCAGAGCUCAGAUCCCGCCGGUGCCGCCGGAGUAUCCUCUGGUUGCGUUAUUUGUCCCUCCCGGCGUGAUAGAGUUGUUUACCAAGGAACCUUAG
Molecule: messenger RNA, 435 nt
Organism: Brassica oleracea var. oleracea
Lineage: Eukaryota; Viridiplantae; Streptophyta; Magnoliopsida; Brassicales; Brassicaceae
Product: RING-H2 finger protein ATL22-like
Exons: 1
Coding region: 25-435 (136 amino acids)
Biological process (GO): protein ubiquitination
Source: RefSeq, a predicted model, not a curated record